GACCCUUUUAUUUCUGCAAUUUGUAUUUCCUUUUAUCAUUCAAUUUAAGAUCGACCACAGUCUGGUUUUCUAUUUCCGUCUCUUUUAUUUAUUGAUUAAUCUUCCAAAAUUUUUGGAGUAGUAUCCGCAAACUAUAUAUUUUCUCUGCAAGAGAUUUUGAAUGGAAGAAGACAAGACUCGAAUCAAGUUCAAGAGGGUUUGUGUGUUCUGUGGAAGCAACUCCGGCCACAGGGAAGUCUUCAGUGAUGCUGCUCUUGAAUUAGGCAAUGAACUGGUGAAGAGGAAGAUAGACUUGGUCUAUGGUGGUGGAAGUGUUGGGUUGAUGGGUUUGAUAUCCCAGAGAGUGUAUGAUGGCGGUUGUCAUGUUCUUGGGAUUAUUCCAAAAGCUCUCAUGCCUCUUGAGAUAUCUGGCCAGACUGUUGGAGAAGUAAGAACAGUAUCAGACAUGCAUGAGCGUAAAGCUGAGAUGGCCCGAGAGGCUGAUGCCUUUAUUGCUCUUCCUGGAGGAUACGGAACCAUGGAAGAGCUACUGGAGAUGAUAACCUGGUCCCAACUUGGAAUUCAUAAGAAAACAGUGGGUCUGCUAAAUGUAGAUGGCUACUACAAUAAUUUGCUUGCAUUAUUUGAUAAUGGUGUUGCAGAAGGUUUUAUCAAGCCUGGUGCUCGGCAUAUAGUAGUCUCUGCUCCAACAGCCAGAGAACUUUUGGAAAAAAUGGAGCAAUACACUCCUUUCCAUGAACACGUUGCUCCUCAUGAAAGCUGGCAGAUGGAGCAACUUGGUAAUUAUCCAAGGUAACAAAAAGGCGCUCUGAAGGGUUUGUGGUAUCUCUCCUCAAUUGCCUCCUGAUGUGAUUCAUCAUUAUUUGAGUUGGUGUACGAUGGUCUAUUUGGAUGGGGCCCCUUAAUGUCUAUUACCAUGUACUUUUUCAUUGUUUGUGGUUUGAAUUCUAUUUUAGAUGUUUACCCCGUAGUCCCAAUUUAGGAGCAAUUGCUCAGUCAGUCAUAAUAACUAGUUACAACAUAAUAAAGGGCAAAGAUACUCUGAAUUGCAAAUAUAUGCCAAAUGUUCUAAUGUUCAGUGAGGUGGCCCCAAACUCCUUUGGAAAAAACUGGGUUAGUUGGGGGCAACUCGGAUUUUUAGCAGAAGCUAUAGAAUCCCAAGCAAAUGAUUUGAAUUAUUUUGUUGAGAUUUUGUAAUUGAUGUUUUGUUUUAUU
Molecule: messenger RNA, 1215 nt
Organism: Carica papaya (papaya)
Lineage: Eukaryota; Viridiplantae; Streptophyta; Magnoliopsida; Brassicales; Caricaceae
Gene: LOG8
Product: Putative lysine decarboxylase family protein
Biological process (GO): cytokinin biosynthetic process
Cellular component (GO): nucleus; cytosol
Molecular function (GO): hydrolase activity, hydrolyzing N-glycosyl compounds
Source: RefSeq, a predicted model, not a curated record